AUGUCUAACUGGAAGAUGAACGCUGAUUGGAGGUUCAGCUUUACGACCGACACCUCCAAUAUUGCUUCCGUCCCUCACAAUAUCACAACACACUUUAAGGAUUCAUCGAAGGUCAGCAAACCAAACAGCCGUAAACAAAGUCCAUACCACAACUUGCGAAGAAGAGUAACAACACAUCUACCCUCACGAACUGGGCCUGCUGUCGACCACCAAAUACGAGCUGGAAAUGCUCAGGAUCGGAUCUAUGGUGCUGGCAUACAACCUCGUCCAGUCAGUUGGCAUCCCGAUUUUGCUGGUGGUUUCUCAGCUCAGCAACCCAUAUUCCAGCAUUCUGAACCGCAACAGUGGAACGCGUCAACGAACACUGCUGUGGCCUACGGACUUUUCACGCCCGUUCCUGCCCCGACCAUGGUAGAGUCAUAUCUCGAUUGCCCGAACGUGCCACUCAAUCAGAUGGCUGACCAAAACAUGAAUCUUUUGCAUUACGACCAUCAAUACUUCAAUACAUACCAUGAAUACGAUCAGAAUAUCAACAGCUAUACUCCCUUGUCUAUGUCUGGUGUUGACACGACAAAUCAUCAAUCGCGAGAUAUGACCUGGCCUAUGCUUCCUGCUACUGGCUGCACCAAUUUCCCGACUGCGCCAUCGUCUCCAGCAUAUUUACCAAUACCAGAAUUAGGUCAAUCUUUCGCAGAGACACGAUUUGAAGAAGAGAGCAGCACAGAAGAAUUGGUCGGUCUAGGUCUGUACGACUCGCCAGACCAAGUGCGGUCCGCAAACCUCUUGUUCAAUGGAUCUUCGCCAGUACGGCGAAAGGGCUUGAAACUAGAAGAGUCUUUCGAACCAACACCAGAGGUCGAUGCAGACGAAGAUGAUGUCGAAUAUGAUCUAGCAGCAGGGGAAGAUUUGUUUUCUUUGGCGGACGUGUCUCGGCAGCUUUCCGAGUCCAUGGUCGGGAAUAUGCCUCAGCCGAACACAUCGUCAAUGCAUUAUUACGAUUAUGCUCCAACACAGUUUCUGCAGCACCAAACAGGACACGCAGUAGCGUCUGGUUGGAUAUAG
Messenger RNA from Lithohypha guttulata, 1062 nucleotides. RefSeq lists its product as uncharacterized. NCBI's taxonomy places the organism in Eukaryota, Fungi, Ascomycota, Eurotiomycetes, Chaetothyriales, Trichomeriaceae. Bases 1 to 1062 code for a protein of 353 amino acids. The record is from RefSeq and is a predicted model, not a curated record. The transcript has a single exon.